Molecule: messenger RNA, 2640 nt
Organism: Spirodela intermedia
Lineage: Eukaryota; Viridiplantae; Streptophyta; Magnoliopsida; Alismatales; Araceae
Source: the annotation of a GenBank genome assembly
AUGGAGUAUCCACCCAAUUUCUAUCGUCUAACAAGCUUGCAGAUCGGGUGAGCACGCCCCUUCCUACUUUCAUUUCGACGAAUUUUGUUCGCUGCAACGAAGAGCAAUAUCGACCUUGAGAAGAUAUUCAGUAAUGUUUUCUGACGAAAACCUGCAGAAAUGUUCGAGGCUAUCCUUCUUCGUCCUACCUGUAUUCGGCUCCCGAGAGCAAGAAGCUUCUCAUCCUGGUCGACCACCGGCCGUCGUCAGAGAACGAGGGCUCGACGAGGACAGAUCCAGACCAGAGCGAGAUCCUUAGCGGCAAUCACAACCAAAGAUCCGCCAUCGGAGCCUCCAAGAUAUUCCAGAAAUCAUGCGCCGUCUUCAACGCCGCGAAAUCGAGGACUAAGCACCUGCUCGCAGUCGAUGAUCUCGGCAAGAGACGCCGUGGUAUUCUUGUCUUGGAAGUGGCGUGGAAGGACGUGUGCGGCAUGAAGUACCAGAACGACCUACUGGUAGCUCGUCGACUCGAUUGUUCUAGCGCUCCACUUUAUCCGAUUCCUUUCCGAAGGGGCUUAUGCAGGAAAAUUCUAUGCUUACAGACGGACGCAUCUUUCGCUCUGGAAGCUAAAUUCAUGGAGCAAUGGGAGUUCGACGGGCCAGACAGGGCAUCCAGAUACGUAUCCUCGUGGUUCUCGGGAACAGAUUCCGAGGUUCGGGCGCUAAAGGAUUGCCUGAGGUGGAUCAUUUCCUCCGGGAGGACUGACUCCAGUGAAUCAGUUCCGAAGGAAGACGGAGAUGAACGGGAAUCUUCCUCAGGAACAGAUGAUCGUCACCAACAGGACAAAGUAUUAGGCGACAAUGCCACUAAAUGCGGCCAAACCUUCACAGGACAAAUUAUUAGGCGACGAAAACAAAUGCGGCCAAACCUUCAUCUUGUUCAGAUUCGGGGACGAAAACAAUAAUCCCUCCGCUGACCUUAGGAAGACGAUCCUCGACGAUGUGAGACUUCCUCGGCUGCUGGAAUCGGGUCUCCCUUCUUGGGCAAUCUUCUUCCAGUCGUAUCCCCCGUUCUCGCACUGCUACCGCCCUUGGCUGCGUCAUCUGGUGCGGACAAUCCACGGGCUGAUCUUGUUCAUCUCCUUCGUCAUCGGAUUCUACGAUCUGUACAGGAACAUCCCCCUCAUGAAAGCGGACCUCUCCCGGAUCUCCGGCUUCCUGUGCCUGUGGAUGGAGGCCUGCGGGAGGAUUAUCUCCCAGAACUUUGAGAAGGCCGUCAUGUGGUUCCUGCGGAUGGGGAAGCUGCUCGCUGAACCUCUGGCAGUCGGAGGCUUCGGGAUGUUCCUCGCCCCUCUCUGGAGGAAGUGCGCGGGAACGGCGGAGCUGAUGUCUACGGUACUCUCCUACGCCAUCGCGUCUCUCUACCAGUUGAUCGGGGUCUUGAUCAACUGGCCCUGGGAGAUAAUCUCCUCCUCCAUGGGUAAAACAGGUGAGAUUUCUGUCUGCUGAUAUCCUUCCAGAUCCAAAAUUCCUUCGCCGUAAUUCGGUUAUCUUUCUCCACAGCGGCGCUGAUCCGACUGGCCUUCACCGCGGCAUGCGAAUUCAUUCGUCCUAAGCUCCGGAUCUGGGGCCCAUUCUUCGGGUGGCUGGAGGCCGGUGAGGUGUUCAGGUUCCCCUACCUCGGGACGAUGCUCCUGAUCCAGAACUUCGAGAAGGCCGUCAGGUGGUUUCUGGGAACGGCGAGGUUGCUCGCCGAGACUCUGGCGGCGGCCGGCGUAGGGAAGCUCCUCGGCUGCGUUCGGAAGAUCUGCGCGGGGACGGCGGAGGUGAUUUCUUGGGAGUCCCUCUCCGAUCCAUUUCUCGACCUGUUCAAGGACCUCUUCGAGCUAAUCUCCCCCGGCAUUGAUGAAACAGGUGAGAUUUCUAUCUGCUGGCAUCCUUCCACAUCCGAAUUCCGUGCCCCGUCCAAUUGUCUUUUUCUACAGCGACGUCGAUCGAAGUGGCCCUCACUUCCGCGUGGGAAGUCCUCCUCCCUCGUUUCCAGCUGGUUCUGUCGUCGCUGAAGCUCGUAGUCUCAGAAGCAAGAGCCAGCUUGCCCGAUCUCAGAAACCUCUGGGACUCGUGGCGAUUGCUGUUGAAGCUUCUUCCAUCAUUCUCAGGCGGGGGCCGAGGGAACAGCUCCAGGAUCACAAUCUGGACUGAUCUCCGCAGAGAGUUCCUCUCCUUCCAGGUGCUGCUCUACAAACCCUAAAAGACCCAAAGUCGGGAAUCCUCACACCUGGACGAGCCCUAAAUUUUGCCGUGAUUUCAACACAGGUUCUGGGGUCCAUGAAGACGGUCAUGAAUGGUCUAGUCACUUUGCUCAUCUCCUGGAACCAGACUAGCCAGAGGUGAGCGGCGCCGGCUGUUCCUCUCCCUCCAUCCGCUGCAGGAUCUCCUCUUUGCUAAAUUUCCCACCCUGAAACCACCACGGUCUUCUUUGUCUUCCUCCCGCGACUGAUUUCACUCUCCUGGUCGCAUUGCAGAGACCGCGACAUUGCGAGGGGACUACAACAUCGGAGCCCCACCGACUCCUCCCCCCCUCCUCGGUCUUGUCCUUGCCGGCAUCCCCAGGAUCACUGCGACCGCUGCGAACAGGAAGCAGAGCUCCCGCACCGAUGA